This is a messenger RNA of Ooceraea biroi (clonal raider ant), 854 nucleotides long. Its product is annotated as intraflagellar transport protein 22 homolog. The record is from RefSeq and is a predicted model, not a curated record. Lineage: Eukaryota; Metazoa; Arthropoda; Insecta; Hymenoptera; Formicidae.
AUAUAAAUAAUUAACAUAAUUUUAGAUUUUAUGAAUUAUAUCUUACGUUCCGCUUCUUAAGAAAAACCAUUGGAGGAGAAACGAUUCAAGAGAAAAUCGAUUGUAUUGUAUAGGAGUAUGUAAUAUGCAGUCGCUAUAGUAACAAUUGCCAAACAAUGCUACCUCGUGCAUUGUUGUGUCCUGUGUAAUGAUAUUCUUGCAACAGGCAUUAUCUAAUAAUGCAUACAUUAAAAUUAAUAAUGAUAGGGCCAGUCGAGAGUGGAAAGACUACGAUAGCGAACUUCUUAGCAGAUGCUACGGAAAUUCCGUACGAUUAUCAUCCAACUCAAGGCGUUCGAAUAUUAGAGUUUGAAGUAAAUGAUAUUGAAGUGAGCAACAAACGCGUUACAACAGACAUUGAGCUGUGGGACUGUAGUGGAAAUUACAAAUUCAGACAUUGCUGGCCAGCUAUGCGUAAAGGUGUACAUGGUGUGAUACUCGUAUAUAGUGCAAAAACACGAGAUUCAUCAAAAGAGUUGAGAGAAUUAUACGAUUAUUUCGUCGAUGAAACCAAAUUAGGGCCAAAUAGUUGUGUGAUAUUUUAUUUUGAUCCUGAUAAUACUACAUCGAAUAUCUCUAAAAUUAUUUCAUCUAGCUUUUCUCAUAUCUCUCAUGUUAAAUGUAAUGUGGAUGACGGAGGCGACAAACUGAAAGCGGAUUUUCGAUUGUUUCUAAAUGCCCUGAUGACAAAACUGCAAGACGGCAAAGAAGACAAAUUGAUAAAUUUUCGCAUUACGCGUCGCAGUUAAAUUACUGCACAGCUAUAGUAGAAUUGCGUGUGUAGAAAAUUUUAUUAGAAAAAUUUACUUUUCUAC